AUGUCGUUCGGCAAGCUCUACAGCUUCAAGGAAAACGCCCGCAGCACUGCCCUUUUGGCGGUCGCAAAGGAGAACAACCUUGACAUCGAACUCGUCGAGACCAGGACCCCCGUCACAGAUCCUGAAUAUCGCAAGCUGAACCCUCUGUCACGAAUCCCCACCUUUGUUGGCUCCAAUGGCUUCGUCUUGACUGAGUCUAUUGCCAUUGCCAUCUAUUUCGCCUCGCAGAAUGACAAGACCACUCUCCUUGGAAAAACCAAGCAAGACUAUGCUUCCAUUGUGCGAUGGAUGUCCUUCUCCAACAGCGAAAUCCUCCCCAACCUUUCUGGGUGGUUUAGCCCUUUGAUUGGCAAGGUUCCCUACAACAAGAAGUCGGUUGAUGACCACAAGAAAGCUGCUUCUGAUGCUAUCAAUGCUCUUGAACAACACUUCCUCAUUCACACCUUCCUGGUUGGAGAGCGCAUCACUCUUGCUGACCUGUAUGUGACCUCGCAACUGUCUCGCGGUUUCCAAUAUGUCCUCGACAAGGAAUGGCGUGCAGAGAAUCCCAACACCACACGUUGGUUCGAGACCAUUACAAACCAACCCAUCUGGAAGGCCAUCAUUCCCGAGCCAAUCUUGGUCGAAGAGGCCGUGAAGUAUACCCCACCCAAGAAGGAAGCAAAGCCUGCUAAGGCUCCUGCACCGGAGAAGGCUGAGAAGAAACCCGCCAAGGAGGAACCAGAGGAGGAGGAGGAGGCCAAACCAGAGGUCAAAGCCAAGCAUCCUCUCGAGGCACUACCGAAGCCGACCUUGAUUCUUGAUGACUGGAAGAGAAAGUAUUCCAAUGAGGAUACUCGUUCAGUGGCGUUGCCUUGGUUCUGGGAGCACUACAAACCAGAGGAGUACUCAUUGUGGAAGAUUGAUUACAAGUACAACGACGAGUUGACGCUGACUUUCAUGUCAUCAAACCUCAUUGGUGGAUUCUUCAAUCGCCUUGAGGCGUCCCGCAAAUACCUCUUUGGCGCUGCCUCCGUGUACGGACAGGCCAACGAUUCGGUCAUCCAGGGCGCUUUCCUGGUCCGUGGUGACGAAGCUCUGCCUGCCUUUGACGUCGCCCCAGAUUGGGAGAGCUACGAGUUCACCAAGCUUGAUCCCAGCAAGCCCGAAGACAAGGCAUUCGUCGAGGACCAAUGGUCUUGGGACAAGCCAAUUGAGGUCAAUGGCAAGACGUACGAGUGGGCUGACGGCAAGGUCUUCAAGUAA
This is a messenger RNA of Fonsecaea nubica, 1245 nucleotides long. RefSeq lists its product as hypothetical. The record is from RefSeq and is a predicted model, not a curated record. Gene Ontology annotation, biological process: translational elongation. Gene Ontology annotation, molecular function: translation elongation factor activity. Gene Ontology annotation, cellular component: cytoplasm; nucleus. The coding region runs from base 1 to 1245 and encodes 414 amino acids. NCBI's taxonomy places the organism in Eukaryota, Fungi, Ascomycota, Eurotiomycetes, Chaetothyriales, Herpotrichiellaceae. The transcript is spliced from 4 exons.